GUCGGAGCUGGCCGGGCCGCCUGGGCGCUGAGCAUAUGGCCAUGGCUUCGCCGGCCGUGGGGCAGCAGUUCCCGUACCCGCCGGUGCUGCUGGACCAGGAGCAGCAGCUCUUCCUGCAGAGCCUGAGCGCCAACGAGCGCAAGAAGAUCCUCAAGCGCUCCGCUUCCAAUGACAUGAAGCCGCAACCCCGCCGCCGGCAGCACAAGGACUCGCGGCAGCAGCAGCAGCAGCAGCAGCAGCCCCCCGCCCUGCUGCCCCAGUGGGGCGCAGACCAGCUCCGGGCCGGCAAGGCGGGCCCCACCGGCGCCCCACCACUGCCUCUGCGCCCCGCGGCCGCCGGGAGGCACCUGGCAGAGCCGGAGCGCGCCGGGAGAGCGGCCAAGGGCAGAGCCGAGCCGCUGCCGUCGCCGCUGCUUCUGGGCGCCCGGAGCUUAGUGGCGGGAGAGGAGGAGGACGGCGACAAGGUGGCCCUUUGCCGGGAGCCUCCCGUGCCGCCCGGUCCGGCGGCCAAGCCCUCCCGGCCGGGACUGGCGCACCACCAGCGCCUGCGGCUGCGGUCCGGCGCGCCUCGCCUGCUGCCCGACGUGCGCACCAUCUUCGAGCAGCCGCGGGACCCCCGAGUGCCGGAGGAGAGGGGCGAAGGGCACCGCUUCGAAGGCUUCGCCCUCUGGCCGGGCUGGUGCGACCUGUGCGGGGAGGCCGUGCAUCAGAGGGCGCUGCGCUGCACCAAUUGCAAGUACACCUGCCAUCAGGAAUGCAAAAGCCUCAUCCAGUUGGACUGCAGCCAGCAGGAAGGGCAGACCCGCAACAAACCUUCACCAGAAAAUACUUUAACCCGGAACUACUACCAGAAUGCAACGAAAAUAGCGGAAGAAGAAAAACCCAGACCUCCCACCAUCCAAGAGCUGAAACAGAAGAUUGACAGUUACAAUUCAAAAGUCAACAACUGCUUGCUGAUGAAGCUGAAUGAUGAUGGCACUUACACAGGCUUCAUCAAAGUGCACCUCAAACUGCGCCGGCCUGUGACAGUCCCAGCAGGCAUCAGGCCACAGUCCAUCUAUGAUGCCCUCAAGGAGGUCAACAUAGCCAACAUGACAGAAAAGAGAACAUCCUUCUACUUGCCACUGGAUGCCAUCAAGCAGCUGCACAUCAGCAGUACCACCACUGUCAGUGAGGUCAUCCAGGGACUGCUGAAGAAAUUCAUGGUGGUUGACAACCCGCAGAAAUUUGCACUUUUCAAGCAGAUGCAGAAAGAUGGCCAAGUUCUUUCCCAGAAACUCUCGGUAACAGAGUAUCCUUUGUACCUCCGACUUGUAGCUGGUCCUGACACAGACAUUCUCAGCUUUGUGUUGAAAGAAAAUGAAACCGGGGAGGUUGAGUGGGAUGCCUUCUCUAUUCCAGAGCUACAAAACUUCCUAGUAAUACUUGAGAGGGAAGAAAAGGACAAAAUCCAGCAAGUGCAGAAAAAGUAUAACAACUUUAAACAAAAACUACAGGAGGCCUUGAAAGAAGCCAACGGGAAGCCUGGAUAACAAAACAUGGAAGUGUGACUAGUGAUAAACUUACAAACGUUAUAAUUAUUUAAAAACUUUAAAUCAAGACUUUUUUCUCAGGACACUUUCAAUUGGUUGCUGUUUAAGACCUGAUCAGAGCUGGUAACUAUCGAAUGGAAAUUGACGUUUCAAAUCCGCCGGCCCUCCAGAAACCAAAAACGAAUGCUGCUUCUCCUUCCACCACACUCACUUAAUGGCGCAGCCAGGAAACUUUGCAGCAAAUGCUGAAUGUCCAAGGAACUGGGUUGCUUGCACUGUAAAUGCAGAGGGCCAGACCAAACCUGCUAGCUUCCUUCUUUUUUUGAUGCCAGUAUCUUGGCUGCUGAAUUUGUGUAUGUGUGGCAGAAGUGCAAUGAAUGUGCUUUCUUUGGUCAUUUCAUCACAUGCAGAAUGUGGUAUCAGAAGCUCUGCAUUAGCAGUGGAGUAUUAUUGCUCUGGUAUAUGCGUGUGGGUGUGGACACUGUAGGGCAGAGGUCUGCAACCUGCGACUCUCCAGAUGUUCAUGAACUACAAUUCCCACCAGCCCCUGUCACCUGGCAAGGGCUGAUGGGAAUUGUAGUUCAUGAACAUCUGGAGAGCCGCAGGUUGCAGACCCUUGCUGUAGGGGAUGCCAAACAGUGGUUGCACAGUAUGAAGAGAGUUAACUAAUUCUCAGACAGGCUAGAAAACUAGAGCUGGUCUUGAUGAGUGUUAGAGUGUUGUUGGCCUUGAGCAGGAGUUUAUAUUUUCUCAGGGGGAAAGUCAGCUGCUUUUACUUUAUUUUAUGUGCACCUCAGGGGGGCUGUUUUCUUGGUUAAGCCCCCACUCUAAUAUUUAAAACUUGACCCCAGAACUGCCAACUUAGUUCCCUUUUACCUUGUAGGAAUUGGGACCAUUGUGUCUGAUAAUGAAAUGAUUUUGGCACUCAGCGUUAAACCCAGGUCUUCUAGUAGAAAACUAUGCCAGGAACCUGAGGAGGAGAGGAUCCUGUUAUCAGAACACAGGCGGCUGCCCACUUGGCAGUUCCUCGUUCCCUGCAGUGGGGUUGUCAAUUGCAGGCAACUCAACCUGACUGAGGUGGUACAAGUUACAACCAAUUAAUUUGGUUCUAGUAUGGCAAAGAUCUCACAUACUUAAGUUAAUGGGAUCUGUAGAAAUCAUUAAUUUAGUCACUCCUGAAUGCCUUACAUGUGGUGCCCUUCAGCUGUCAUUUUUUGUUUUGUUUUAUAAGGUUCUUCUGUGCAAUACUGGGAAAUUUUAAAAAUAUGUUCUAAAUGGACUGUUACGAGAAAGGUGCUUAGGAGUCAAACAGUGCAACUGAAAGCUACUUUGAACUAUUCCUGCUUAAAGAUUUAUUUUAGAUGUGUGAGCAGACUUGAGGUGCCAUUCUAACAUAGCCAGAACAGUGCAGGAGUCACUGGACCGCAUCUGAGAGAGGCAGUUAUAGGGGGAUGGGGAUGAUGGUAGUGGUAGUGGUGAUUCAGUGGGGAAGAUCUACUCAGUUCAGUCAUUCUGGCACAGCUGCAUGGGUCACUUCAUGGAAAAACAGCUCCCAACAUAGCUGUGGCUAGGGUAGAAUGUUAUUCAAUGCUGUCAGGAUGGGUACAGCUUGCUAGCUAUAGUAGGACUAUCUGUCCCCCUCUUUUUGUCUAUAAUUGCUGGCUCCAAGAGGCAAAGGAUUUAAUCUCUUCCUGUCCCCAGCACACAGUCUUGAGUGAGUUUGGCUCAGAGUUCUCCACAAGGGGAAAUUGCUUAAAUUGGGUUGAGUGUGUUGGUUGCCUGUAAGCCUGGGGAAGGCAGUAUGGGACGCCAACCUGUAUCCUUGCCUGUUCAGAUCCCAUAAGGUUUGCAGUACCAAGCCUCCAGGAAGUUUUACUGUGCAGUGGCUGGGAAGAAGAGGACACCCCCCCCCCCCCACAUUUUACUAUUGUUACUAUAGUGGUAAUCAGAAGGCAUGGUCCAGCUGAUUUUUCAUAACUUUGUGGGUUGUGUACAGCGCCAGUUCUCCUAGACCUGCCCUUGCUGUAUCCUUGGUAGCUUUCUUGAUCUUCUCUAGGCAGGCCAUUGAAAGAGGAUUAGUUCACUUUCCUGGGAGAAUAAAGCUGCUGUGCUUUCUGAAGAUGAUAGGGCUGAGAAGAACAACUGGUACAGCACGAAGAAGGCAAAGGACACAAAUAAGCACAUGCCUGCCCUGAAUAUAAAUUACUCAAAAUCUUCAUAAGCACUGUGGAUAUGGUUGGCUUAGUCCAUUGAGGAAGGACUCUAGGAGUUCUGUCAAUGUGGCACCAGUGAGAGUGAGAAAAAUGAAAACAAAGGACAGUUUUGUAAGUCACUGACCUUUAUCCUAAGAAUGGUAAGUAUUCCUUUUUAAUAAAUUCAAUAGCUUUUUGGAGCCUGGGCUGCUCCAACUCCCCUCAGCAUGUCUUGAACAUUUUUCUAGAAGGCAUGACUUCUUAUGCAAUUUAUGUGAAUGCUGCUGACUAAGCCUCCUGAAAAACAGGAGGGUUUUUUUUCUUUUAUAAAAAGAUGUUGUAGACAUGGGGCACCAAGAAGAAACAAAAUUAGUGAUGCUCCACUUGCAAGAGGAAGCAGCGCCACUGGAACUGUGGCACAGCAGACACCUUAGAGAGGCAUUAGAAUUGGCCCCACCUUAAGAAGCGCAGACUACGGCUGGCAGUGCCUUUGCUAGUAUACUGUGUUGCCUGCAUCUGUGUAUGUGUGUACUCCCCACCCCCUUCCUCUUUAAUGGUCAAAUGUAAAAUCUGUAUAGAAUGGAAUUAGUGAAAGCUUAUAUGGUAAAUACAUUUUUGCAAUGCUGUAAUUUAUUUUUACUAUUGGUUUAAUCCUAUUACAUUAAAAAGUCACCUUCCAGCUUUUUUUUAAAGCUCCUAAGCAAUUUGUUCAUGCGAUACGAACUGUGUAAGAAGCUAUUCAAAUAAACAGUCCCUGUCAAAA
This is a messenger RNA of Sphaerodactylus townsendi, 4487 nucleotides long. RefSeq names its product Ras association domain family member 5 (gene RASSF5). Bases 36 to 1532 code for a protein of 498 amino acids. The transcript has 6 exons. Gene Ontology annotation, cellular component: nucleus. Gene Ontology annotation, biological process: signal transduction. The record is from RefSeq and is a predicted model, not a curated record. NCBI's taxonomy places the organism in Eukaryota, Metazoa, Chordata, Lepidosauria, Squamata, Sphaerodactylidae.